AUGCCUGGCGAAGGCGGGAAAUCGGAUAUGGAGAGGAUUGGCCUCUUCAGUGAGAUGGAAUAUAUAACUGUUGGUGACAAAUAUGUGUCACCAUUUGAUCGGCCAUUUAAUGAAGCUGCAAGCAAAAAUAAACAGAUGCUACCUGGGGGAUCCAAAGAAAUGUCAGACCUCCAGCCAGGCUACUUUGAGCCCCGUUUUGUAAGGAUUUUUGAAGGUGAAGGUUACGCAAAUAUGAAUCAAAUGAGAAGAAAGCGUAUGAUGGAAGAAUCCAAAAAAAAUAUAGGCAAAGCUUUCCUCCCUAGUAGCGGAGACAAAAAGUCAUGUGGAGUAGGAAGCUACUACGGAACCAUAGGUGGCCCAAUCCCAUUUUUCAGUGCACAGGCUAAACCCAGAGAAAAGUAUGAGGCACCUGGGAAGAAUUUAUACACAAGCCCCGGAAAGAAAGGAACUGGAUAUGGCUAUGCCAAUGUUACGAUAGGUAAACAGUUCACACACUCUGCUGAUGCCUAUGAUGCAGCAAAAUUAAAUUAUAAGAAAGCGAAUGAAGAGCACCAUCGUUUACUCAAAGGGGGGCCUUUCAGGUUAAACCUUUACCCAAAAGAAUAUUUUGAUACCAAUCCUUAUUUUUCUGAGAUGUCUUUACCUCCCAUUAAGAAAGUAGAGAAGAAAGAAGUAGUCCCAAGCCCCUUUAAGCCCUCUUCCCCUGGUAAAAAGGCUGGCGGAAUGAAGGCAGGAACAUUUGAUCCUUACCCUACACAUUCUACUGACCCAUAUAGGGCUAAAUCGGAAAAAACCAGCAAAAUUGCUAAGGUUUUCCACCCCCCAGGCGGACCAAAAAGCAGACCAAUCGAAAGUAUAAUGACUUUGAAUGUCAAAAGGGCAUUGAAUAUGAAGAACUACAAGAAUACUUCAAUACCAUCCUUUUAG
Molecule: messenger RNA, 927 nt
Organism: Pipistrellus nathusii (Nathusius's pipistrelle)
Lineage: Eukaryota; Metazoa; Chordata; Mammalia; Chiroptera; Vespertilionidae
Source: the annotation of a GenBank genome assembly